CAAGCUGUAGGCUUCCGGCGGACUCUACCGGUUGGUCGACCCGCUUUGACCAGAGCGCGUCGGAACUGCGUGGUCGGGUGUGGUUUAGAUGCUAGGGAAAAGUGCGCCUGAACUCCCCCUUGCUGGCUGGUUUUUAUCGGAUCAUUGUCGUCUCCCGUCGUAUAGCGCUACCGUUUGUGUUUUUUUCGGAACCGGUCUCUCUAUUUCCGUUUCGGUAUAGGUAUGCGAUUUUUUUCUGAAAUUGUCAUUUGGUUUCCUUUCUUUGCAUGUAAGCACUUUGGCCGUUCGACCGUACGCCAUUGACAGUAUGACAGUUGAGGCAAAUUACGAAGGUCCUUAGGUACUGUUUUCUGCGAGAUGCUACAGAAUCCCGUUUGUCGUAGCUGUAUUCGCUAGAGCUACGCUACAGUAACGAAAAUAUGAAAUAUUUUAGAUAACAGAGUGUCGGAACAGGUUCUCACAAAAGGAAAGGGGAGGGCCUGGACCAGAGGCAUCCGUUUCUCCUUAUUUUUACUAUUGAUAUUUUGAACUUCAAUUUACGGAUAAGAUUUCGUGGAAAAAUUCCUCUAUUGGAAAUCGUAUGCGAUUGCUAAUAUCUUGUUCCACACGGGAGCGGGGAGUGUUAUUGUUUGUUCAUGAGUUCAACACGCUUUCUACACUUAUUAGACAUCUUUCUAACUUUGCUUCAUUUGUGUGUCUAGCUAUCUUUGGUCGGGAAUUGAACAUGAACCCUUAUUUACUGUCUGUGUCUGUAUCGUCAAUUCUGUUAAAUUUCCUCCCAGGGCAAAACGUUUUGUUCGAACUAGAAUGGAAAAAGGCACAUUUUUGAUUGCAAAAUGAAUCCACUUCUUUUGAUAAACAAACAACUGUAAACAGUGCAUGUGCAUCGAUCCUGUGUCUGUUAAGUUUAUUUCCCAGGAAGGACUGUACUAUGUUGCAGAAUUUUUAGUUCCAACUUGACCUGAGCAAGGCACGCGUACGUUCGAGCGCAAAAUUAACUCUCCAACGACUCCAACUUGCUAUUUUGCUAGGAUAUAGGCUGUGAAUACUUCAAGCCUUAUACUAAAUGAGCUAGAACUGCAGUAUAGGAUUUGUUUCAACUGGAAUUGGAGGAACCUUUUCGAUUGUACAAUAAACUCGCCAUUUAUUUAUUGAUAAAGAAUGCAUCAAACUACAUUCGAUGAUAGAAGCAGAAAUUGAUAAGAUUGGAUCAACGUUUUUGGAUACCUUUCAGCAGAAAAAAUAGCACCAUUUUCGUAGUGAAUUGCUUUUCAGGAAAAGUAAUACGUUUUAGAUACAGAUUUACAAGUACAGUUAACUCUAUAAUUGAAACCGCAUAAUACUCUAUAUCUAGAGUUACAUUUACACAUUUUUUUAGAAUAAUUAUAACGAGAGUUAUGGCUGAUAUAUCAUUAGCAAAACGUUCACUUUUAAACAAUCCAUCAAAAAGAGCAAUAAUGGAAAGAUCCAAUACUCGCUCUACAUGUUUGGCAGAGGUUCAAGCGGAAAUCGAGAGAAUAUUCGAACUCGCCAGAACCUUACAGCUCGUAGUCUUAGAUUGUGACACAAUCAACCAUCCUUCGCAACUUGCCAAAACGUCUCUAGCGCCAAUUGUAGUUUAUCUUAAAAUAACUAGUCCGAAAGUCUUGCAAAGAUUAAUAAAGUCGAGAGGAAAAAGUCAAGUUCGGCAUAUUAAUGUUCAAAUGGUCGCCGCCGAUAAAUUGGCACAGUGUCCGCCGGAAAUGUUCGACGUAAUUUUGGACGAGAACCAAUUGGAGGAUGCUUGCGAACACAUAGCUGAAUAUUUAGAGGCUUACUGGAGAGCAACGCAUCCCGAGGUAGUUCCAAAUGUUACGAGACAAAUUGGGAGUUCGCCCCAGGCUUCACCAAGCGGAGAACCCAUACACGCUACGUUACCUGCCCAUCAUGAUGUUUACGGAUAUUCACAUGACUCUAGAGGUGGAUCAGUGUUUCAUACUGCACACAGUCGUGGUCGUUCACGUUUAGAGCGUGAUCGUGAAUAUGAAGAUUAUUUAGAAAGAGACCCGCAGAGUCAUACUUCAUCGGUGCCUUCUCAUUUAGCAGGGGGUCAAGAUUAUCGUGAGCAUAAUUUAGAUAGAAAUUUACCUCCUCGUGAUCAUCGAGGUGUUAGAGAAGACGAUUUUCCUCCUCAUAGAACAUCAUCAAGAAGAGCCGUUAAUGUUAUCUAGUGGAGGCUUUCUACGGAACAGCCCAUUGAAGAAGAGAUUCAUGAUGACCUCAGUCCUAGAGAAGACGUUUGCUAUAAACCUCAGAUACCUGAAAAUUUUAGAGAUGAUAGGUUCUUGGACGAUCGUCGGCGAGAGCGGGAGCCUAGAAUGGCGGAGAGCAGAAGCCGGUUAGACGAGCAGCUGGACGAAAGACGAUUGGAUGAUCGAAGAAGAGACGAACGUCGGUAUUUUAGAGAACAUAGGUUAGAGAGUCAAACGUAUCGUAACGAAGGCAGAAAUUACCGCCAAGAAUUACUUGACAGGUUUUCAGAUAUGGACUUUGAGGACCAUCAUGAUUAUCGUGAUCGUCAAAGGUAUUUUGAAUAGUUUUAUAUUUACCAAUAUGGAAGUGAGUACAAAUGUAACUUACUUAUGCUUAAGCAAUUAUACCUGCGCCUUUGAUGAUUUCCUGCAAUGAGGUGUUCCGUAUUUGUGAGGAAAAUAUAAACACUUAUGAACUUCUUAAAUUUUGACCAGUUUGGUGCCACAUUUGAGUAUUUAUGCUCAAUUUUUAAUCACUAAAUAAACUAAGUUUGUAUAGUUAUCCAAGCUUUAACGUAGUACUUAUAGAAUUUUUAACUCAUUUGUAAGGAAUGAUAUUGUUGAAAGCUGUAUAAAUUUACGUAUUUUGUAUAUUGUAUGAUAGCCUUCUAAAAGAACUGAAAUUACACUUCGCAAAUACAGUGUUUGAUUUAAUCACAAAUGGUUGUAAGCUGAACUUAAGUGUAGGAUCCUGAUUUCGAAUUAAUUUCGUUUAAAAGAUCUAGGGCAAUGCGUUGUUAUUAUAAAUAUUCUUAUACUAUUAAUAUGAGGAUUGCUUCAGCUUACAUACUAUUUAUAACUAUUAAUUUUUGUAGUUUUAAACUACCUACGUGAUACUGUUGCAUAUUCAAAUUUAUUGUCAUGCAAUGACUGAACUUAGAUAAAUUAUAAACUAUUACAAGUUUGCACCGCUCCGCUAGGUAUGUUUUAUGUAAAAAAAAUGUAUAAAUUUACCUGCAUGAAAAAGAGUAAAAGCUUACCCUACAUCAAUAUUUUAUCAAAAUCCAUUGUUAGACAACUCACAAUUUUUAUUAGCUACUAAUACUCAAAUUACACAAUUAAUAUAUGGAGGACAAUCAAUUAUUGAGUCAUAGCUAAUAGUUUUGUGUUUAAUCAAGUGCAACUAUUCUAACUUAACACAUGAGAACUUUCGGUUUCAUUUAGCUGAACAUUUUGAUUUCUCCUAAAUCCAGGUCUUAUUUUUGCUUGUUUCAUUCCGCUCCUGAAUCUAGAAAAUGCUGCGUACGCAUCCUGUAUAUUAGUUAAUUGCAUAAGAAGGAUCUUUGAUAAUGUGUUCAUUAGUAUUUUAUCUAACUUAAAGUUACAGGAGUAGAUAAUAAAAAUUGUGUACCAUAGAUAUUGAAUACAAAUUUUAAAACAAUAAUAACGAUAUACUUAACGCAUGUACCACUACAGGUAACAAUGCUGACCAAUUCGCUAACUUUUUUUCUGUAAUGUCUGGCAGUAAUCGCUGUACACAACAUUGAUUUUCUGUAAGUAAAGUUGUAUUAAAACGUUAAAACAGA
Molecule: messenger RNA, 3817 nt
Organism: Photinus pyralis (common eastern firefly)
Lineage: Eukaryota; Metazoa; Arthropoda; Insecta; Coleoptera; Lampyridae
Product: voltage-dependent L-type calcium channel subunit beta-4-like
Exons: 5
Coding region: 1398-2210 (270 amino acids)
Biological process (GO): calcium ion transmembrane transport; neuromuscular junction development; chemical synaptic transmission
Cellular component (GO): voltage-gated calcium channel complex
Molecular function (GO): high voltage-gated calcium channel activity
Source: RefSeq, a predicted model, not a curated record